Molecule: messenger RNA, 420 nt
Organism: Oncorhynchus kisutch (coho salmon)
Lineage: Eukaryota; Metazoa; Chordata; Actinopteri; Salmoniformes; Salmonidae
Product: 39S ribosomal protein L48, mitochondrial-like
Cellular component (GO): mitochondrial ribosome
Source: RefSeq, a predicted model, not a curated record
AUGUCUCUGUCACAGAUGAAAGGCUUUGCAUUGCCCACUAAGAGCACAGAAGUCAUGGUCAUGCCGGAGCAAGGGACCACCAAGAUGUAUGUAGACGCCAUCCUCAAGACCCAUGAGCGAAUUGUUCAGCUCAGCCAACUAAACGCCACAUUAUGCCCCAUCUUUAUGGAGGUUAUGUUGAAGAAUCAGCCAGAGGGGUUUCAAGUCUCUGUAAAGCCACACACAGAGGCAGAUUACCAAGCCCGUUUCAAGGCACGUCCAGAGCUAGAGGGACUGAUGGCACAGAUGACCUAGUGAGAGCAAAGACUGUUCACCCCACCCUUUUACGUCAGCUGUCAUCAUACUUCUUCUGACAUCUACUGUUUCAUCUUUUUUUCAUCACAUGUUUUUUUUUUAUAUAUAUAAAUUAAUUUGGGAUGA